Molecule: messenger RNA, 1158 nt
Organism: Triticum turgidum subsp. durum (durum wheat)
Lineage: Eukaryota; Viridiplantae; Streptophyta; Magnoliopsida; Poales; Poaceae
Source: the annotation of a GenBank genome assembly
AUGCCGCAGGCGCAGGCUAGGGCGGUCCUGCCGGUGGUGCUCCUCGGCUGCGGCGGCGUCGGCCGCCACCUCCUCCGCCACAUCGUCUCCUGCAGACCUCUCCACGCCAACCAGGGCGUCGCCAUCCGGGUGGUGGGCGUUGCCGACAGCUCCUCGCUGCUCGUCGCAGACGACGUCCGCGCCAGCGGCCUCGAUGACGCGCUCCUCAACGACCUCUGCUCCGCCAAGUCCGCCGGCUCGCCCCUGUCCUCGCUGCUCGCUCGCGGGCACUGUCAGGUGUUCAACAAGCCGGAGGCAAUGGGGAAAGUAAUCGAUGCUGCUACCAUGCUUGGAAGAACAACCGGUCUGGUGAUAGUUGAUUGUUCUGCAACUUAUGACACUGUUGGUGUGCUGAAGGAUGCCGUGGAUCAUGGAUGCUGCGUUGUUUUGGCAAACAAAAAACCUCUUACAUGUGCUUAUGAGGAUUUUAAAAAGUUGACGUCCCACUUCCGUCAGAUAAGAUUUGAAUCUACUGUUGGAGCAGGUUUGCCUGUAAUAGCUUCUGUAACCCGCAUUAUUGCAUCUGGAGAUCCAGUUUCCCGAAUCGUUGGCAGUCUGAGUGGUACACUUGGCUAUGUGAUGAGUGAGCUGGAGGAUGGAAAAUUUUUUAGUGAAGUUGUGAAAACUGCCAAGGCUCUUGGUUAUACAGAACCAGAUCCACGUGAUGAUCUCAGUGGGAUGGAUGUGGCUAGAAAGGCGUUGAUCCUAGCUAGGCUUCUCGGGCAGCAGAUCAGCAUGGAGAAUAUCAAUGUUGAGAGUUUAUAUCCGAGUGAGUUAGGACCUGAGGUUAUGCCCACAACGGAUUUCCUUGAGAGUGGGUUGGCAAAACUUGAUGAGACGAUUGAAGCAAAGGUCAAGGCAGCAUCUUUGAGGGGAAAUGUUCUGCGCUAUGUUUGUGUCAUUGGAAACACAGGGUGCCAAGUGGGCCUUCAAGAGGUCCCAAAAGAUUCUGCACUGGGAAGGUUGAGGGGAAGUGACAAUGUGGUGGAGAUAUACAGCAGAUGCUACGAGAGCUCCCCGCUGGUGAUCCAGGGUGCAGGAGCCGGGAACGACACCACCGCUGCAGGAGUUCUCGCUGAUAUAAUCGAUCUCCAAGAUCUUUUCCAGACAAGAGCGUGA